GUUUCGUCAUAGAAUAAAUCGAUCAGGUUUCUAUUAUUCUCAGUAUUCUUCACUUUAUCUCUGGAUUUGUUCGUAAUUUCUGUAGCUACUGUUCCAACCAACUCUCACAUUGCUGAAUAGUUCAGUUUAACUAACCAUGUAGCUGAAGGAUUAAUUUUCCGUGAUUUCUAUAUAAAAAUGCCCGGUCCCAAUAAGAGGAAAAGGUUCCACCGUGGGGAUACGCACCUACAACGUAAGUGGCGAACUAGAAAUCGUACUAAGGAUUUAGACGAAAUUGACAGUGACUUGCAGCCGAAAAAGGCGAAAGAAUUAUUAAAUCAAGAAAUUGAUCCUGAUCAGACUGGUUGUGCGCAGCAUUACUGCAUUCAUUGCGGGCGCUAUUUCAUUGAUGAUCAGGCUCUAGCCGAACACUGCCGCACAAAGUUCCACAAGAGAAGACUGAAAGAACUUGAAACUGAGCCUUAUACCAUUGAAGAAAGUGAGCGAGCCGCUGGUGUUGGUAGUUACGUAGCUCCAAAAAAGCGAAAACUAGACUCUGUCGCUGACUUGAAAGAUGGCACUGUUUUGAUGGACAGCUCUGACACUAAACCUGUCACAGUGUCAUAAUGAACAAGCUACUCUCUUUUUUUACUCUUCAAAAAAACUGUGCAUUCUCCUCGUUGGUGAGGUAUGCUAGUAAUGCCAGUUCAGCAUUAUUUGUCACAGGUGACUUAGGUGCAAAAACAACAUCUAUAAUAGCUCCAUAUAUAGAUCUGCGGGAAGUUCUCAAAGACCCUGAACGGUUACAGAACAAUUUGAAAGCAAGAAAUUUAUCCUUUGAGGUUGAAUCGCUCAAGGACAAAUGGUCUCUCUUGUUAGAUGCAUGUCAAGUUAGAGAUAAACUCUCAAAUCAGCUUGAUUUAAUUGUAGAAAAAAUAAAAAAUGCCCCUGAUGAAGAUGAAGUGAAGAACUUGAAAAUACAUAGAAACAUUGUUAGAGAGGAUCUAAAGUUUGUAGCUCCAAUGAUAACAGAGUUGGAGAAAAUGACUAUCCUUGAAGGUCUAAAGUUGCCUAACUACCUUCACGGUGAUACUCCGUUCGAGGAUGAAGUAGUCAAGGGUGGACAUGAGAGCGAGGAAAAAUUUGAAAAUUCCAAUCUUAGUCAUAUCGAAAUCGGUAAGAAGUUAGAUCUACUUGAGUUUACAAACCCUGUAAAUUAUUAUCUUUUGAAUGAAGCAGCUUUGUUUGAGAUAGCUGUAACAGAAUACUUUGCCAGUAGUUUGCAGAAAUCUCUGGGUUUCAUCAAUUUUAGCAAUGCGGAUUUCUGCCAAAGUGUCAUCAUUGAAGGCGUCGGGCAUGAAGCAAAGGAAGUCAAUGCUGUUUUUCGAUUGGCUGAUUAUGAUAAAAACCCAAAUGAAGAUGAGAAAACUUUUUUAGUUGGAGGAGCAUCUUUAGAGCCUUUUUGUGCGUACCAUUGUAAAAAUACUGUGCAUGCAUCAGCACUCCCUCUUAGAUACGUCACUCAAGGGCGGAGUUACUCCAAUCUUUCUCUAUACGAUCUAGAAGGCUUGUACAAUGUUAUUCAGACAAACUGCGUUCACAUUUUUGCAGCUACUGCGGAUGAUGAAGCUGCCAUGAUGAGCGAGUUUAAUCUACUACUAAAUAAUAUUGUUAAACUCUAUGAGAAAUUCAAUUUUAAUUUCAGAUAUUCUUUUGUCCCUGCCUCACAACUGAAUGUGUGGGAGUGUUUAAGAGUUAGUUUUCAGAUUCUUUCACCGUAUCAUGGAAGAUAUAUUGAAGUAGGAAACUUAGCAAUAAGUGAUGAUUUUAUUAGUAAGCGCCUCAGAAUGCACUACCAUGAGGUGAAGCGGGAUCUUAAGUUCAUGAAAAUUCUUUCUGGGAGCGUUGUUAAAGUUGCACCUCUUCUCGCUUGUAUUUUAGAGCGUAAUCAACAGAAGUUCAUCAUUCCUGAGUGUCUAAGCGAUCAUGUUCUGUAAAACAGUUUCUGAAUUAUUAAAAUAUUUUUACCACCAUA
Bemisia tabaci is the source of this 2014-nucleotide messenger RNA. The record is from RefSeq and is a predicted model, not a curated record. Lineage: Eukaryota; Metazoa; Arthropoda; Insecta; Hemiptera; Aleyrodidae.